GGUGCUGGGUACAUUCAAACUUCUUUCCUUUCCAAUCCUGAGCAAUGCGUAUGGAACGAGGGGAGUCAGCAAGAAGGAAUAUUGUUCUGGAAUACGGAGAUACAUAUAGAAUGAUUGCGCCUGAUGAAAAUAGCGGAUCCUUCACUUCCUUUUAUAUCAAAACAAGGACCAACGUUAUCAUUAAGGAAUAACCAUCUGUGCUCUAUCCCCAUACAAUAUCGAAGAAUACCCGCAAGAUGUCAGGAAACAGAGCGUCGGGGAGCAUAUUAUCGGUGCCGGGGCUGCGCAAAAGUAUAAACAAAUGGAAACGCAAGAAAUCUUCUCCCAUUCUUGACGAUCGUUCUGAUCUUGUAAUCAUUCCAAUGAGUCGCUAGGCUGGUCACUCUUUUAUCUCUUAUGAAUUUCUUUAACCAUUGCUUCACCUUUCUUUGCACAUUUUAACUUGCCGAGAUGGUGACAGAAGCUCCCGACAAGCAAGAUGAAAUUCUGAUCAUUACAUUGCUAUUCUCUGGGAUUGCGUGUGUGGCGGUUGCUUUACGAUGCUAUGUUCGAACUAGGUUGUUGAAGGCAUUUGGUGUUGAUGAUGCCAUUGCAGUUGUCUCUUUGUUUCUUCUAUGCGCUGGGGUUAUCUUUACUAUAUUGGGAGUUAAUUCAGGGUUUGGGCAACACAAUGAUACUAUGACAAUGGAGCAGUACCUGCGCGGAUUGAAAUGGUGGUGUUAUUCGGAAAUUAUUUACCCUCCUACUAUAGCUAUUAUCAAGAUAUCAAUCGCUCUUUACCUCGUCCGCAUCGCCGUGAAGCCAGUUCAUAUAUACGCCAUUUAUAUCUCAAUGGCAAUCUUUCUCUUGUACACCGCGGCUUUUUUCGCCUUUCUAUUACUUCAAUGUAGACCGAUAUCAUUCUACUGGAGGCGAUUCGGAGGAGCAAUCGACGGGCAUUGUUUACACCCCUCCACGAUAGCAGGCAUGGCAUAUGGACAUGGAGUCGUGAACGUCAUGGCAGACUUGACUCUGGGGAUAAUUCCGGCGUUUAUCGUGGCAGAUCUUCAAAUCACAACCAGAACAAAAGUCGCGGUCGCAAUGACUUUAGCAUUAGGUUCCAUUGCUAGCAUAUGUACCCUCACAAGAAUCGCAUACAUUAACGAUCUUUUGCAUACCGACGAUUAUCUUUAUUCAAUAGCUGAUGUCAUCAUUCUCUCAAUUGUCGAGGCAGCAGUCGGACUUAUAGCCUCUUGCUUAGCGACACUCAAGCCUCUCAUCCGCUCAUUCCUCGACUGGUCUGAGAAAUCCAUCGGAUCAUCCGGAGGCCUCCACACGCGCAUGGUGGGCGGCAUGAACCGAAGACGAACAAGAAUGUACGACACGGAACUAAAUCUAAGGCCCGAUCUCGCCAUCGUCGGGUUCACGACGACAGUAAUAUCAAGUAACGGACGAGAAUCACCACCUCUACAUUCGAGUAUCAGUCAGACUAUGGAUGUCAAGGGCGACUUGUGGCUUAGUCCGAGUUCUCAUGAAAGUCAAAAGUCACAUAGAAGGUUGGAAAGUGGGAAUGGGGAUGAGGCCGCGGUGCCGGCUUGUCAAAUAAAGUAGAAGUUAAUGGACGUGUAUGAUACCACUUUCUCACAUGAGAAAUUUCAUUUUAUGGAACUUGAAAUCCCGAAAGUUUGAGAUUUGUUCUUCGGACUCGCUGUAAGGGCUUCCCAUGACCCGGACUGGCGGAAUUGAUGUGAUAAUUUAAUGUUUA
Botrytis cinerea B05.10 is the source of this 1744-nucleotide messenger RNA. RefSeq lists its product as hypothetical. The coding region runs from base 451 to 1590 and encodes 379 amino acids. The transcript is spliced from 5 exons. NCBI's taxonomy places the organism in Eukaryota, Fungi, Ascomycota, Leotiomycetes, Helotiales, Sclerotiniaceae. The record is from RefSeq and is a predicted model, not a curated record.